AUGGAGCCUUUUUCAAGGAUUAGAAAUACGUGGAACCGAACUUCUAGAGUUACAAAAGUCUGCGUUAUUGGCGGAGCAGCUGCUGCAACAGCACCAUUCCUUAUAAUACCUGCUUUAAGUGCAGUAGGUUUUACAUCAGCUGGUGUUGCAGGCGGUAGUAUAGCAGCAGCUUUCCAAACAGCAACAACAGCCUCUGGAAGUUUUUUUGCUCUUUGUCAAUCUGCUGGAGCAGUAGGGGCAGUAGCUACAUCAACAUCUUUAGGUGUAGGAGCAGCAGCUGGUGUUGCAGCAGUUGGUAUAGCAGCUGCAGUUAUCAGAGAAACAGUUGAUGUUGGAGUACAAACUGAUGAUGAUGAAAAUUUUCCAGAUAAUGUUGAAGUCUUAGCCGAUGUUCACUAA
Messenger RNA from Adineta steineri, 399 nucleotides. Lineage: Eukaryota; Metazoa; Rotifera; Eurotatoria; Adinetida; Adinetidae. The record is from the annotation of a GenBank genome assembly.